GUGGCCGCUGCCUGGUGGAACUGUCAGAGAUUUCCCACCGGCAGACAAUCAAGACAAAAGGGAAACGGGCCCCUCAGCUCUUGUUUGGAUUCUUCUUCUCCCUCUCUUUCUCAUCACUCACCACACUCUUUCAAUCACUCUCUGAGCUGUCUCGACGACAUUGCUACUAUACACACUCUCUCUUCUAAACUGCUAUACGCUUACUAGCCCGGUGCUUCUUGCCCACUGCUCUCUUUCAAGCAACAAACAAACUAGAUCCGAAUUCAAGUCCACGACUCAAUUCUCAACAACAAUCAAAAUGCAGUUCUCCACUCUCCUCAUUGCUGCCGGCGCUGCCGUCGUCGCUGCUGAUAGCACCUCAACUCUGACUGCUACCACCACCAAGACCUACACCAUCACUCAGUGCCCCGAGACCGUCACCAACUGCCCUUACCGCACCCCCACCGUCCCUGUGACCACCUCUGAGGCUGCUUCCACCACCGAGGCCACUUCCGCUGUUGAGAUCACCACCUCUGCUGCCGAGACCUCUUCUGCCGCCCCGACUUCUCACUACUGGCCCGUCUCCAACUCCACCACUGCCACUGCUGCUGGCACCAACCCCGUCGGCACCGGUGCUCCCACCACCAUUGUCACCAUUCCCUCUGGCACUGGUGUUCAGCCUACCGGCCCUGCCGCCAGCGGUCCUGCCGGCACUGGAAGCGCUCCCCCUACCGUGCCCACCAGCGGUGCUACCAAGGAGAUGGCUCAGUCUGGCGUCAUUGCCGUUGCCCUGGCUGCCGUCUUUGCCCUCGUCUUCUAAACGCGCAACUUCUUUUUCACUUCUAUCUCAUGGGGCCAAAAGCUCUAUG
Messenger RNA from Trichoderma harzianum CBS 226.95, 848 nucleotides. RefSeq lists its product as hypothetical. The transcript has a single exon. The coding region runs from base 299 to 799 and encodes 166 amino acids. NCBI's taxonomy places the organism in Eukaryota, Fungi, Ascomycota, Sordariomycetes, Hypocreales, Hypocreaceae. The record is from RefSeq and is a predicted model, not a curated record.